GCCGCGUCGCCUCCAUGUCAGGUCCACUCACCUGCAAGGUGCGCAACGAAGAUGAUGGCCAUGAACGGCAAGCAGCACUUCUCCAUGCACCCUGCGUUGCACCCGGGCUCCGAGGGCAUGCGGCGGGUGUGCCUGCCUGCCCCGCAGCUCCAGGGCAAUAUAUUCAGCGGCUUUGAUGAGAGUCUGCUGGCCCGCGCGGAAGCUCUGGCGGCGGCUGACAUCGCGUCUCACGGCAAGAGUCACCCUUUCAAGACGGACAUCACCUACCAAACCAUGAGCAGCGUGCCCUGCACCUCCUCUUUGUCCACAGUGCCCAUAUCCCACCCUUCAUCCAACUUGCCCUCGCACCACCACCACCACCACCUCAGCCACCAGAGCCUGGACGGGGAUCUGCUCGACCACAUUUCCUCCAGUUUAUCGGUCAGCGGCAUGGGUGCGCCGCCCGACCCGUCGGGGAUGACCACUCAAGCCCACCAGCACCACCUGCAAAUGGGUCACUUGCACCAAGCCAUGGCCAUGGGUCACCCGCACACCCUGUCGGUCCACAACGGGAUGGCGUGCAUCAACGACGUGGAGUCCGAUCCCAGAGAGCUGGAGGCGUUCGCGGAGAGGUUCAAGCAGCGGAGGAUAAAGCUUGGAGUGACCCAGGCGGAUGUGGGCUCUGCCCUUGCCAACCUGAAGAUCCCAGGGGUCGGCUCUCUCAGCCAAAGCACCAUCUGCAGGUUCGAGUCCCUAACCCUGUCCCACAACAACAUGAUCGCUCUCAAACACGUCCUCCAAGCCUGGCUGGAGGAGGCCGAGGCGGCUUACCGGGAGAAGAACGGAAAACCGGAGCUUUUUAACGGGGCCGAGAGGAAACGAAAGCGCACGUCCAUCGCGGCGCCCGAGAAGCGAUCGCUCGAGGCGUAUUUUGCCAUCCAGCCGCGACCGUCGUCGGAGAAAAUCGCGGCGAUCGCAGAGAAGUUGGAUCUAAAGAAGAACGUGGUUCGGGUUUGGUUCUGUAAUCAGCGGCAAAAACAGAAACGGAUGAAAUAUUCGGCAGUGCACUAGUGCUGGUAGAGCAAAGUAGACAUUUUAGGAACACCAAAUGCAGGGAUCUAAAUCUUUUCUUUUGAGAAGCCUAUACCUCCAAAUGAUGGGACCAGUGUGCGAAUUAUUCCAGGGGUCCUGAACCCCUAAUAAAGGCUUGACCUCUCUCAUAAAUAAGUCAAAUGAUCUUAUUUGCACAUUUUUGCAGCAUUUCAGUAACGACAAAAGUUACAUUAAAAGUUCAUUAAGUCGUGGCUUGUGUGCCUGAGGAAACCAUAACAACACAAGUUGUUCAAACACUUUCAACGAGCAUUAAAAUCGGGAUUUACAUAAAUCAAUAAAGCAAA
Carassius carassius (crucian carp) is the source of this 1376-nucleotide messenger RNA. Its product is annotated as POU domain, class 4, transcription factor 3-like. Gene Ontology annotation, molecular function: RNA polymerase II cis-regulatory region sequence-specific DNA binding; DNA-binding transcription factor activity, RNA polymerase II-specific. The transcript is spliced from 2 exons. NCBI's taxonomy places the organism in Eukaryota, Metazoa, Chordata, Actinopteri, Cypriniformes, Cyprinidae. Gene Ontology annotation, biological process: regulation of transcription by RNA polymerase II. The record is from RefSeq and is a predicted model, not a curated record. The coding region runs from base 52 to 1050 and encodes 332 amino acids.